Molecule: messenger RNA, 1227 nt
Organism: Cryptomeria japonica (Japanese cedar)
Lineage: Eukaryota; Viridiplantae; Streptophyta; Pinopsida; Cupressales; Cupressaceae
Product: annexin Gh1
Exons: 6
Coding region: 92-1042 (316 amino acids)
Cellular component (GO): cytoplasm
Molecular function (GO): calcium ion binding; calcium-dependent phospholipid binding
Source: RefSeq, a predicted model, not a curated record
AGGUACCAACAAGAAGAAAGGAAAUACAACCGCUCCUACAAAUUUCCCUCAACAAUACAAAUCGCACAGCAUUAUCAGUUAUCCAGAUAUCAUGUCAACGAUAACAGUGCCAGUGCCAACACCAUCCCCAACCGAGGACUCUGAACAGCUCAGAAAAGCAGUCGAAGGGUGGGGCACAAAUGAGGACUUAAUUAUACAAAUAUUAGGUCAUAGAACUGCAGCACAACGAAAUCUAAUAAGACAAACAUAUUUUCAAUUGUAUGGAGAGGACCUCCUGAAACGAUUAGAAUCAGAGCUUUCAAGUGACUUUGAGAGAGCUGUGUUCCUUUGGACUCUUGAUCCAGCUGAUCGUGAUGCUGUCUUAGCCCAUGAGGCAAUAAGGAGGUGGAACCCAAAGAAUAAAUCACUCCUAGAAAUUUCCUGUGCUCGAACUUCAGCUGAGCUGUUGAUGGUAAGACAAGCUUAUCAUAUACGAUACAAGAAGUCUCUCGAAGAAGACAUUGCUGCACAUACAACAGGAGACUUUCGAAAGCUCUUGGUAGCACUUGUAAGUUCAUAUCGAUAUGAAGGUCCAGAAGUGGAUAUGCAUCUAGCAAGAGCUGAAGCAAAGCAGCUACAUGAAGCUAUAACAGAAAAGGCAGUCAAUCAUGAAGAAGUAAUUCGAAUCAUAAGUACAAGGAGCAAACCCCAUCUGAAUGCUACAUUCAAUCACUAUAGAGAUGAAUAUGGUCAUCAUAUCAACAAGGCCUUGAAAAGUGAAAGUCCUGAUGACUUCCAGGAUGCAUUGCGAAUUGUUAUCAGAUGCAUUUGUUGUCCUGAAAUGCACUUCACGAAGGUUCUGCGUUUGUCAAUGGAAAAAAUUGGGACAGAUGAAUUUGCACUUACAAGAGUGGUCGUAACACGUGCUGAGAUUGACAUGAAGCACAUCAAAGAAAACUACUUCAAACGAACGAGCAAGAAACUGGAACACGCAAUAGCAGCUGAUACCUCUGGAGACUACCAAGAUUUACUGCUUACAUUGAUAGGCAAAGAUGAUGCUUGAGCAUUUUCGUUUCCAUAGGAGAUUCAAAAACUACGUAUAUGAUUGAUAUAAAUAACUUAACAACAUUGGAUGCUUAGAUUUACUGAACCUACAGACAAUUUUAUGUUGGUUAUAUUUGUUAUAUUGAGAUCUCAACCUGAUGCUUAGAUUAUAAUUACGUAUGAUAAAUAUAUCUUUGCGUGGAA